Messenger RNA from Melanotaenia boesemani (Boeseman's rainbowfish), 972 nucleotides. RefSeq names its product peroxiredoxin 6 (gene prdx6). NCBI's taxonomy places the organism in Eukaryota, Metazoa, Chordata, Actinopteri, Atheriniformes, Melanotaeniidae. Gene Ontology annotation, cellular component: cytosol; mitochondrion. Gene Ontology annotation, biological process: cell redox homeostasis; cellular oxidant detoxification. Gene Ontology annotation, molecular function: peroxiredoxin activity. The coding region runs from base 124 to 789 and encodes 221 amino acids. The transcript has 5 exons. The record is from RefSeq and is a predicted model, not a curated record.
GGACGUAAAAUUAGCCACGCCUAUCCGGAACCUUUUGUAACAUACCAGCAAACAGUUCAAGCUAGGACAGGCUAGUUGUCCACGUUAGUUUCAAUUGUGAGCUGCUGAAGUGAGGAGACUACCAUGCCUGGACUUCUGCUUGGAGACGAGUUCCCAAACUUCGAGGCCGAAACCACCAUCGGAAGAAUCAAGUUCCACGACUUUCUGGGCAACUCGUGGGGUAUUCUGUUCUCUCACCCCAGAGACUUCACUCCUGUCUGCACCACUGAGCUUGCCUGUGCUGCUCAGAUCAGCAAUGAGUUCAAGAAACGAGGUGUGAAGAUGAUUGCCUUGUCCAUCGACAGCGUUCAGGAUCACCACAGUUGGAGCAAGGAUGUGAUGGCAGUUAGCAGCGAGGCUGACGCCACGCUGCCCUUCCCCAUCAUCGCCGAUGACAAGAGGGAGCUGUCGGUCCUGCUGGGCAUGCUGGAUCCAGAUGAGAAAGACAAGGAUGGAUUGCCCCUCACUGCUCGCUGCGUGUUUGUGAUUGGCCCAGAUAAGAAGCUGAAGCUGUCCAUCCUCUACCCUGCCACCACAGGAAGGAACUUUAGCGAAAUUCUCAGAGUUAUCGACUCUCUGCAGCUGACUGCACAGAAGAAGGUUGCCACACCUGUGGAUUGGAAGCCUGGUGACAAAGUCAUGGUCAUUCCCUCGCUCUCUGAUGCUGAAGCUGCUGCUCUCUUCCCCAAUGGGGUGACAACUAAAGAAGUGCCUUCUGGGAAGAAAUACCUUCGCUACACCCAAAUCUGAAGACACAAAAGAAGACUGUCAUGCUACGUUUUCACUUGUAUUAUGACUAGGAAAUUUGGAUAACUGACCAACAUGCACCUAUCCCGUUUCGUGAAGUAAUUUCUGUUUAAGCACAGCACCAGGAAUAUUUUUAGUGUCACUGUACAGUGCCUCGUUGACCUAAAAUAAACACAUUUUCACGCA